CUGCGACUCCAACUUAACGUCGUUGGGAAAGCCGGGCUGUCCUGAGUGGGAGUGGCACGGAGCUGCAGGGCAUCCUAAAAAGCUGGGUUGCUGCAAGCCGGGUCUGUAAGCUAAUAUCUAAAAAAAUGACCACACCAAACAAGACACCUCCUGGUGCUGACCCUAAGCAGUUGGAAAGGACUGGAACAGUGAGGGAAAUUGGGUCACAAGCUGUUUGGUCACUCUCAUCUUGCAAACCAGGAUUUGGAGUGGAUCAGUUACGAGAUGACAAUCUUGAGACUUAUUGGCAAUCAGAUGGCUCCCAGCCUCAUUUAGUAAACAUCCAAUUCAGAAGAAAAACAACAGUGAAGACAUUAUGUAUUUAUGCAGACUACAAAUCUGAUGAAAGCUAUACUCCAAGCAAGAUCUCAGUCAGAGUAGGAAAUAAUUUUCACAAUCUUCAAGAAAUUCGGGAGACAAAAACAUCAGACAUCAAAAUCUACAGCCUGAAGAUUUCAUCACUGGAAAAGAUACCUGCAGAAAGACUCCCUCCAACCUCACUGAAAGGGACCUUACCAGGAAUUGAAGCAGAUGACAGCUGAGGCAGACCGCUUUCCCAAGCUUACUUUAUAUUCCCCAGCAAGAAGAAACUUACUUUACAUACUCCAGCAGAAAGAAGGAAGAUUUUCUUCUGGCCUAGCAACAACUCAGCCAAUGAGAAGCCACCAUAACCCCGAAUUCUUCUGUCCUCCAAUGGACUUUUGUUCAAAACAAUCCCUCCCUACUCCCUUCUUUCCCAUAAGCCCCACUCCUUUGUUCUUUGGACUUGUCUUUGUUCAUCAUAUUUUGCAUGUCCCAAAU
Molecule: messenger RNA, 840 nt
Organism: Enhydra lutris kenyoni (northern sea otter)
Lineage: Eukaryota; Metazoa; Chordata; Mammalia; Carnivora; Mustelidae
Product: anaphase promoting complex subunit 10
Exons: 6
Coding region: 126-581 (151 amino acids)
Biological process (GO): protein K11-linked ubiquitination; anaphase-promoting complex-dependent catabolic process
Cellular component (GO): anaphase-promoting complex
Source: RefSeq, a predicted model, not a curated record